Eupeodes corollae is the source of this 1054-nucleotide messenger RNA. It is a transcript of the gene Chchd3, whose product is annotated as MICOS complex subunit mic25a. Gene Ontology annotation, cellular component: MICOS complex. Gene Ontology annotation, biological process: inner mitochondrial membrane organization. The transcript is spliced from 2 exons. Bases 138 to 845 code for a protein of 235 amino acids. NCBI's taxonomy places the organism in Eukaryota, Metazoa, Arthropoda, Insecta, Diptera, Syrphidae. The record is from RefSeq and is a predicted model, not a curated record.
UUAGUAGUGCUCUUGCGGAGGCGUAGUAAUUAUUAUUUCCUUUUUUCUCUAGGGCUCACAAAUUAUAAUUAAUUCCCGGCUUUGUGAGAGGGAGCUGUUUGUGUUUUAUAUUUAAUUUCAAUUGAUAAAUUGAGAUAAUGGGUGCAAACCAAUCAUCAGCUGAAACUCGUAGUGUUUCCAUGGAUAACCCAACACCAGCAGGUGUAAUAGAUGUAUCCGAUGAGGUUGUGCAACGACUCAAGUUGGGAAUAAGCAGAGCAAAGCAAGAGAAAAGGGAACCAAACAAGUCGGAAACUACGCAUGCAGUUCCAGUUACUGAACAAAAAAGAGCUUCAACAGCUGCACCACCACCUGUUGCACCAAAGCCAGCAGCAGUAGCCCCACCACCAUCUGCAGCACUUCCAAAAACAACAUAUUCAAACCCAUCGCCUCCCCAAUCGACAACAUUAGCAGCUAUGUCACAAUUUCCACGACUUGUGGGUGAACCAACAAUUACUGCCAUGGAAAUGCGUCGUCAAAAAGAAAUCGAACUCCGUGAAAACGACGAAAUAUGGCGAACUCGCAUGGCUCAGCUUGAACAAAAUCUAAAUAAAACAAAUGCUGUUAUGGAAAAACAAUAUAACGCAGCUGCUGAAGAUGUACGAAAGCGUUUUGCACAUGCUUCAGGAACUCGUAAAUUGCCACCUUGUCAAGAUCUAAAAGCGCAAAUAAUUGCUUGUUAUCGUGCUUAUCCCGGUGAGUCACUAAAAUGUGCCGAGGAAGUAGAAAUGUUCAGAAAUUGUGUUGCAGUUCAUCGCAUUAAAUGUUUAGACAGCGUACAGAAAGCACCAGCUAAAGGUGCAUAGCCCGAUGGCAGUUUGUGAGAUGUAUCGAUACAAAAUACGAAAAAGUAAAUAAAUGUUAAAGAUUAUCAGUUCUCAUCCUAUAUCUUUAUGUAUUUAACAUUAUAAACAGAUAACAGACUUGAGCUGAUAGAUCUAAUAUCGAAAGUGCUUAUAAAAAAUAAAUAAAUAAAAAGCAAAGCUUAACUACAGUUUAACAAAUUAAAAUUGAA